AUGGCGACGGCUCUUCAAGUUCAAAGUGCUCCUCCAUUCGCGACGCCGCUAGGCCCAAAGUCUAACCUUGCGCACGGACGUGUGUCCAAACUUGCCUCCUCUAAGCCUGAGCACCAGGAGCCAUUAAAACUUAGUGGCAUACUAGAUGAGCUGUACGAGUCGGAAGAAUCUACCCCUGCUAUUGGGCGUACCUAUCCGACCUUGCAACUGCGCGACUUGAUCUAUCACGAAAAGGCCGAUGAACUUAUUCGUGAACUUGCCAUUAUUAUUUCACGACGUGGCGUUGUGUUUUUCAAGAAUCAGGACAUCUCACCUGAAGAGCAGAAAUUCGUUACAGACCGUCUUGGUCGUCUGUCUGGCAAGCCCUCAUCCUCCAACCUGCAUGUCCACCCGGUGUACAACGCUUCUCGCAACACGAAGGACCAGGUCGUGGAUGGAAACGGGACCCGGAAUACCGAUAAUGAGAUCAGUGUAAUCUCUAGCAACAUUAACCGCGAUCUCGAAUUCACGUACAAGUCCGGCGCGGAUGAGUGGCAUACGGACAUUGCAUUUGAGAAUGUCCCCUCUGACUACACCUCUCUAAAGGUGCACACACAGCCGAAAACUGGUGGCGACACACUUUGGGCAAGCGGCUACGAGAUUUAUGAUCUCAUGUCGCCCACGUUCCGCAAGAUUGUCGAAAAUUUGAACGGCUACUUUUUUCCGCGUGAAUUUAUCGAGUCUACCAAGCGCCAUGGCUUUGAUUUGCAUGCUGGACCCCGUGGUUCGCCUGCCAAUGUCGGUACACACCUAAGUGCUGUGCACCCACUUGUUCGUACGAACCCGAUUACUGGAUGGAAAUCCGUAUAUGCCGUUGGCCAUCACUUUGAGAAUGUCGAAGGUCUCUCGGCUGUUGAAAGUGAUAUGAUUAAGGACUAUUUGCAGAAUCUGUUGAUCCGCAACCACCAUACACAAGUGCGCCACCGAUGGAGCAAGAAUGAUUUGGCAAUUUGGGAUAAUCGGUCCACGUUCCAUGCCGCAACUCCCGACUACUAUGCCCUUGGACCCCGCUCUGGAGUACGGGCUGUUUCUUGUGGCGAAAAGCCUUAUUUCGAUCGGAACAGUCACUCGCGGAAAGAACAGCUUGGCGAGGAUCAGCUGAUUUAA
This is a messenger RNA of Malassezia vespertilionis, 1146 nucleotides long. RefSeq lists its product as uncharacterized. Lineage: Eukaryota; Fungi; Basidiomycota; Malasseziomycetes; Malasseziales; Malasseziaceae. The coding region runs from base 1 to 1146 and encodes 381 amino acids. The transcript has a single exon. Gene Ontology annotation, molecular function: 2-oxoglutarate-dependent dioxygenase activity. Gene Ontology annotation, cellular component: cytoplasm. The record is from RefSeq and is a predicted model, not a curated record.